Ornithodoros turicata is the source of this 1851-nucleotide messenger RNA. RefSeq lists its product as uncharacterized. The coding region runs from base 1 to 1851 and encodes 616 amino acids. Gene Ontology annotation, molecular function: aspartic-type endopeptidase activity. Gene Ontology annotation, biological process: proteolysis. The transcript is spliced from 3 exons. Lineage: Eukaryota; Metazoa; Arthropoda; Arachnida; Ixodida; Argasidae. The record is from RefSeq and is a predicted model, not a curated record.
AUGUCUGUAGUCAACCCAACGACACGAUCGGGGGCCCCCAUUGCCGUUCCCUCCGCCUGCACAGAAGACGUGUUUGGUCCCCCAGAUACAACGGCAAUCUCUAGACCAACGUACGCGCAACGGCUACGAAGGUGGACCACGUCGUUCUCGAUCGCCCUCACCGUAUCGUCGCCGCCGCCGGUCCUCGUCGCCCCUUGUUCCCGCCGGCCCAAACUGACCCACGCAGCCUGCGGUAGCGUCGAGGUGCAGGCUGCACACGCGUCCUCGCCGAUAAACCCUCCCGACCCACCUGACGUCAGCUGCCUUCGUCUCUUACGCCCUAACUACGUCGCCAUCAACAUUGACAAUCACCCUGUUCUUGCACUCGUCGACACUGGAGCCACCAAGUCAUGUAUGUCCAGCGCCUUCUGUCGUCGCAUCCACAAAGUGUGUACACCGCCGCCCUUAGGACAGUUCGUUCGCAUGGGUGACGUGUCUCUCGUCGGACCUCUUGCACGUUGCACUGCACGAGUGUCUGUCUCCCAGUCGACGCACGUCGUCUCAUUCUUGGUUCUUCCGCAAUGCGUUUCUGACGUGAUACUUGGUACUGACUUCUUAUACGACACUCGAGCUCUAGUCGAUUGCGGCACCGGCACCAUCACCUGGGACGAGCUACCCAGCGAACCCCUCUUCCCCGACGACAGGAAAAAGGUUGUUCGAUUAUGUGCACGGGAGGAGACCCUGCUGCCUCCAAACGCUUUGUCCCCAAUUCCGCUUCGUGCCAGUACACCAUGCCCCGGCAUGACUGUUUUAGCUUCCGCUGCACAUUCAAUGACGACCCGCGGUCUUCUUCUGCCCACAUCCCUCCUCGACGUAACAUCCGGCGAAACGCUUGUUUGGAUUCUGAAUACCUCUUCGGACAAGCAACUCCUCCCAGAAGCCAUGUGCGUCGCUAUCGCAACCCCCAUCACAUCUGAUUGCGUGAAUGACGCUCCUCUAGGGGCUCAGAACAGCCCUCUACACACUGUGAGCACUUCCGGCUCUCGCGCCUCACCCGAGUGGAUUCACAUGACCAUCGCCGACGAUCUCUUGGGUUGUGAAAAGCAGCAACUGUUAUCUGUCCUACAAGAAUUCCAAGACAUUUUUGAUGCCGGCGCUCCCACCUCCCGUCUUCCCGUCACACACACCGUCGAACAUACUAUAAACACGGGAGACUCCGCCCCGAUUCACAGCCGUCCAUACAGAGUCUCGUCUGCAACCAUCGUCGAGCCCUUGGUCCUCGCCAGUUGUCCUAGUGAAGAAAAAGACGGCACCUGGCGCUUCUGUAUCGAUUUCCGCAAACUGAACAAAAUUACGAAGAAAGACGUGUACCCCUUACCACGUAUCGAUGACCUUCUGGUCUGUUUGAACGGGUCCGAGUACUUCUCUUUAGACCUGCGGAGUGGCUACUGGCAGAUCCCCGUUGCGCGACCUGACCGUGAAAAGACAGCAUUUAUCACCCCGGACGGUCUAUUUGAGUUCACGGUAAUGCCGUUCGGAUUGUCGAAUGCGCCUGCAACUUUCGAAAGAAUGAUGGAUACCAUCCUCCAGGGCCUCAAGUGGCACACGUGUCUUUGCUACCUGGACGAUGUUGUUAUCUUCUCUUCCACGUUUCGGGAUCAUCUCGACCGGUUGCUUGAGGUCCUCUCCCGAUUCCGCUGUGCUGGCCUCCAGCUCAACUCUAAGAAGUGCCUCUUUGGUAGUCGCCGCAUCACCGUUUUGGGACAUGUCGUCGACCGCCACGGUAUACAUCCAGACCCCAAGAAAGUCGAAGCCGUCCAGAGGUUUCCAUGUCCCACGUCACUUAAACAGUUGCGCGCCUUCCUUGGAUAA